This is a messenger RNA of Synchiropus splendidus (mandarinfish), 1218 nucleotides long. RefSeq names its product Lipopolysaccharide-induced tumor necrosis factor-alpha factor homolog-like (gene litafd). Lineage: Eukaryota; Metazoa; Chordata; Actinopteri; Syngnathiformes; Callionymidae. Gene Ontology annotation, molecular function: zinc ion binding. The record is from RefSeq and is a predicted model, not a curated record. The coding region runs from base 117 to 560 and encodes 147 amino acids. The transcript has 5 exons.
GAGACUAGAAGAGGUACAGGUAAGACAGGUGAUCAGCUAGAAUCUGUCUGGACUGUACACCAGCGCACACACACACCAGCACCUCUGCACCUAGAAGACUCAGACCCAGCAACAAAAUGUCAGAUGGAGUAAAAGGACCUCCUCCCUACGUCAUCCCAGUGGACAAGAGCGACAGCGUGAAGGUCUACCACCUGCACUCGCCCUUCACUCCCCCUGAUGAGAAGGAGGCCGCUACAAAUGUGGCACCAGUGUUCACAGGUGGAGGGGGUCUAGGCGCGGCCCCAGACGACGGCAAGAAGAAGUAUGUGAGCUACGACAACUCGCUCGGACACACCGCAGGCAUGACCACCUGCACCUCCUGCCAGCAGCAGGUCAUGACCAACGUCACCUACAAAGCAGGGACGUACGCCUGGCUGAUGUGCCUCCUCUUCAUCUGCUGCGGGUUGUUCCUGUGUUGCUGCCUGAUUCCGCUGCUCAUGAACAAAUUCAAGGACGCGUACCACACGUGCCCGCGCUGCAACCGAGUGCUGCACGUGGAGAAGAGGAAGUGCUGUAAAUGAUCGACAGCAGACGGACGGGGCCACAGCCGAGGUCAGCCAGGGAGGGAUCGCUGUACGGGCUCCUCGUUUUAGGAAGUCAUUGAAUAAGUCAAAACUAAAAGAUGAAAUUGUUAGUAACCAAACUUUUGUCCAGAUGAUUUUGCGUGAGUGUGAGGACUGUUGCGUCAGUUGAAACAAGCGGUCGGUUUAAGCUCCAGCGCCAUCUAGCGGUGAACGCGAAGAGGAAUUCAGUCAAAUCAGAGAAACUCAUUCAUGCUUACUUCCAGGUCUUUUUAGUGACUUGGCCGCCUCUUACAAGUUGGUGUGUGAGUCACAAGUGUCGGUCCAGAUGACGUAGAGAAGUGCGCGAUGGGCCAACAGACUUCCACUAUUCUCCCACACUAGUCAUUUGAAGUUCUCACUUGAUCGUGAGGAUUUUCCUCUGCCAGCACUUUGAUCAUAUCCACAAACACGUGCAGUUGUUAAUCAUAUUUGGGGGAAAAUUCUAAAUGCUGCUGUUGAAAAUGGACAUUUUUUUGUAUUCCUUCUUCUCUAAAUUGUACCUCUACUUGUUGCUUUAAUAAAACUCAUGUUCUCAAGUGUUUUUUUUUCUGUUCUAAGUUUUCUGUUGUGUACUAUUUUAUAACAACAUUUGUCAAUAAACAGCCUUAACCCAGAA